AUGAAGCAGAGUUUCGUGGUCUUCAUCUUGUUCGGCCUGUGCAUCGGUUCGCUGCUGACGAUCAGCGUGACGGGCGAGACCACGAGCGACGUGGUGGUGCUCGAUGACGACAACUUCGAUGAGCACACUGCCAGCGGCGACUGGUUCCUUGAGUUCUACGCUCCCUGGUGUGGGCACUGCAAGAACCUGGCGCCAGUGUGGGAAGACCUGGCAACGCAGGGCAAGGCCAAGGGCCUGCGCGUCGGCAAGGUCGACUGCACCCAGAACAAGGAGAUCGGUUCGCGCUUCGGGGUCAAGGGUUACCCCACCAUCAAGCUUCUGAAGGACAACCAGCUGUACGCCUACAAGGGCGCGCGCAAGGUGGAUGACUUCCUCCAGUUCGCCGAGAGCGGCUACAAGGCCGUCGACCCCGUCCCCGUCCCCGCUCCCGCCGUCGUUGUCGAAGAGGCCGAAGACGUCGAGGGCCAGACCGCCGGUGGAGCGGGCGAGGUGCAGAUCCUCACCGCCGAGAACUUCACCCUCGCCACCAACGGCGGGAAGUGGUUCGUCAAGUUCUACGCCCCGUGGUGCGGACACUGCAAGAACCUGGCUCCCACGUGGGAGAAGGCCGCCUCGGAGCUCAAGGGCAAGGUCAACAUCGCCAAGGUGGACUGCACGACCGACGGUUUCGUGUGCCAGCUGUUCGGCGUCAGGGGCUACCCGACCCUCAAGUUCUUCAAGGGCGACGGCCUCGUGAGGGACUACUCUGGCGUUCGCGAGGUGUCUGACUUCUCCGACUUUGCCAAGAAGGGCUACAAGCAGGCCACCGCCCAGGACUACCCGCUCCCCUCGUUCUUGAUGUACCGCAUCUCUUCUCCCCGCCUUCCUUUUUGUGGUCUCACCGACAUCGCCACACCCAUUAGGUCGCCCGUCGUCUUCAAGUUCUACCAGGCCUGCGAGCCCAUUGCCGCCUGGAUCAACGCGAACGUGGGCUAUUCCUUCGCCAUCAUCGCCGCUCUCUCGUUCAUCUUCGGCCUCCUCGUCGGCCGUCUCUCCGCCGGCUCGGAGAUCCGCUACGUGAUCCCCAAGGAGCUCGGCCCGCAGUGGAACGAGCUUCUGGCCAAGAAGAAGGAGCUCGAGGAGAAGAAGAAGGCCAGGCGCGAGAAGAGGGAACAGAGGAAGGGUGGAGAGAAGAUCACCGGCGAGAAAAAGUCGCAGGACGCCACCACCCCUUCCACCCCCAACGAGACGGCCACCUCGAGCCCACGGAGGAAGAGGAGCAAGCCCAAGAAGCCGGAGAACUAA
Messenger RNA from Acanthamoeba castellanii str. Neff, 1284 nucleotides. RefSeq names its product protein disulfideisomerase domain containing protein. The transcript is spliced from 9 exons. Lineage: Eukaryota; Discosea; Longamoebia; Acanthamoebidae. Gene Ontology annotation, cellular component: endoplasmic reticulum. Gene Ontology annotation, biological process: protein folding. Gene Ontology annotation, molecular function: protein disulfide isomerase activity. The coding region runs from base 1 to 1284 and encodes 427 amino acids. The record is from RefSeq and is a predicted model, not a curated record.